GAGAUGUUUCUAGUUGGGAGCCUCGUUGUCCUCUGUGGGCUACUGGCCCAGAGCUCGGCCCAGCUGGCAGGCCUGCCCUUGCCCUUGGGCCAGGGCCUGCCCUUGCCACUGAACCAGGGCCUGCCCUUGCCCUUGGGCCAGGGUCUGCCUUUGGCCGUGACCCCAGUUCUGCCUUCAAAUCCCACAGGCCAUCUUGCCAGAAGCUUCACAGACGCUCUCAGCGGUGGCCUGCUGUCUGGGGGACUGCUGGGCAUUUUGGAAAAUAUUCCACUCCUGGAUAUUAUAAAGUCUGGAGGUGGGAAUUCUAAUGGCCUGGUUGGGGGCCUGCUUGGAAAACUGACUUCAUCAAUCCCUCUCCUGAACAGUAUCCUUGACAUAAAAAUCACUGACGCCCAACUGCUGGAACUUGGCCUUGUGCAGAGCCCUGACGGCCAUCGUCUCUAUGUUACCAUCCCUCUGGGCUUGAGACUCAAAGUGAACACGCCCCUGGUCGGAAUUGGAAUUUUGGAACUGGCUGUGAAGCUGAACAUCACCGCAGAAGUCUUGGCCGUGAAAGACAAUCAGGGGAGGAUCCACCUGGUCCUUGGGGACUGCACUCACUCCCCUGGCAGCCUGCAAAUCACCUUGCUCAAUGGAGUCACUCCCCUUCAAAGCGUUUUAGACACCCUCACAGGGAUAUUGACUAAAGUCCUUCCUGACCUGGUGCAGGGCAAGGUAUGUCCUCUGGUCAACGGGAUUCUCAGCCGUUUGGAUGUCACCCUGGUGCACGACAUUGCUGAAUUACUGAUCCAUGGACUACAAUUUGUCAUCAAGAUCUAGGCCUCCCAGGAAGGGAGGAUCUGCCUUUAGUUGAGCUGAGAAGAAUUGCUGCUUCUCAGUCUGCUGCCUUUUGCCCAGCUUCCCAUUGGCUCACAGAAGAGGGCCCGUGUCCUGGGAAAUGAUAUGCUUACCUUCUCCCAAGGAACUUGAUCUCCUUUCCCACCAGGAAUGAUUAAUCCUGUGAUGAUCACUAAAU
Messenger RNA from Peromyscus eremicus (cactus mouse), 1015 nucleotides. It is a transcript of the gene Bpifa1, whose product is annotated as BPI fold containing family A member 1. The transcript has 8 exons. NCBI's taxonomy places the organism in Eukaryota, Metazoa, Chordata, Mammalia, Rodentia, Cricetidae. Gene Ontology annotation, molecular function: lipid binding. Gene Ontology annotation, biological process: negative regulation of single-species biofilm formation in or on host organism; innate immune response; antibacterial humoral response. The record is from RefSeq and is a predicted model, not a curated record. Bases 4 to 819 code for a protein of 271 amino acids.